This is a messenger RNA of Podospora pseudocomata, 522 nucleotides long. RefSeq lists its product as uncharacterized. Bases 1 to 522 code for a protein of 173 amino acids. The record is from RefSeq and is a predicted model, not a curated record. Lineage: Eukaryota; Fungi; Ascomycota; Sordariomycetes; Sordariales; Podosporaceae. The transcript has 2 exons.
AUGUCGUCCACUCUAAAGCUCGCCCUUCUGAAUCCUCUCCAACACCCCCUCAAACUCACUCCAAUCCCUCAUCACCACCACCGCCCCCGCCUCAGUCAACACCUGUGUCAUGUGCUCCUUCUCCUCCUCCGGAUAAGGCCCAACAUACCCCACCACCUUAAUUCCCGCCCUCGUCCCGCUCAACGUCCCCGACUUGCUGUCCUCAACAGCAAUACACUCCUCCGCCCUCUUCCCCAUGACCUUGAUCGCAUGCAGAUAAAUCGCCGGAUCAGGCUUGCUCGUCGGCACCGGCAGGCUCGUCGCCGCACUAUAAACAUCCUCCCCAAACUUGGCGAUGACGACGUCUUCCUCGCGGCGGACGUAGUCGUCGAGUUCGGCGUCGGUCAUGGAGAAGUUGUAGCGCUUCUGGAGGGAGACCAUCAUGCCGCGGAAGUUUUGGCCGACGAAUUCUGUGAUGAGGGAGGGGCCGGUGAAGGGCUGGGGGAGGGGGACGGAUUUGGUGGUGGCGAUUUCGUUGAUUAG